Molecule: messenger RNA, 586 nt
Organism: Cajanus cajan (pigeon pea)
Lineage: Eukaryota; Viridiplantae; Streptophyta; Magnoliopsida; Fabales; Fabaceae
Source: RefSeq, a predicted model, not a curated record
GUAAUCUAUACUACCUAUGUAUCAAGUCGUCCCUCUGGACAGAGUGUAGGAACAUAAAGAACUCAAAUUGAUGGGGUGUUGUUGCACCAAACAGCGAUUUCAUCAUGAAGAUCCAUCAAUUCUUGCGUCCCAAACCUAUUUUAAUAUUUCUGAAAUUGAAGCAUUGUAUGAUCUGUUCAAGAAAUUAAGCAGCUCCAUCGUCGACGACGGGCUUAUCAGCAAAGAAGAGUUUCAGCUAGGCUUAUUUGGAAGCAGCGACAAACAGAGCCUCUUUGCUGACAGGCUCUUUGAUUUAUUUGACUCAAAAAAUGAUGGGGUAAUAGAAUUUGGAGAGUUCGUUCGAGCUCUGAGCGUCUUCCACCCAGCAACCCCACAAGCACAAAAAGCAGAUUUUGCAUUUCGACUCUAUGAUAUAUGUCAAAGAGGCUUUAUUGAACGAGGCCAGGUAAGAGAGAUGAUCCUGGCACUACUAAGUGAGUCAGAUUUGGUUCUGUCUCAAGACAUAAUUGAGGUCAUAAUUGAUAAGGUAUCAAUACUUCUCUUUUUCCUCUUACUAAUUUUUCAUUCUUGUUUACAUGUCAUGUAG